CAACAAACGAGUCUCCCAGUCCCUGCCCCACACCCAACUCAAGUCUCAUCCUCAACCGCGGAUUUCUUUGCUAUUGUUCACACCUUUACCUUAUAUAUCUUCAACAAUUGGCAAACAUGAGGCUGAAACUCAAGUUUUUAAAUCUUUCACAAAUCACAACUUUUGGGUAUUUAUUUAUUUUUUUUGGGGUUUUCUUCAUAAACAUCCAAACAUUUUUUGACAAUUUAUAAAAUUUAAUAUUUUAGUUUGGUGGAUCCAUUAUUCUUCACAAAAAUUAUAUUUAUUUAAUUAAUAAAAGCUUCAAUCUUCCAAUUUUAUUUUGCCAGAUCCUUUUUUGUGUAUGGUUAUACUUAGAUAUUGUUAAAAUAUAAAUUUUAAUUCUAUAGAAAAAAACAUUUCUUCUGGUUCUUGUUUUAGGAAAGAGGACAUUUUGCCCUCAAACGUCCUCAUCCACUGUGGCAUCCUUAUCUCUUUAUCACAAAACUCAUCUACUUUUAUCACCAAUUUUUUCAAUAUCUUCCUCUUUCUGCACUCUUCUCAAUCUUGUGACAAUUAUUGUUUCUGGGUUUGAGAGUUAAUUGCCAAAAUCCCAUGAAAAAAUCCCUCCUUUUUCAUUUUGGGGGGAUUUUAGUGAUAAAAUUGUAAUCUUUUAUCAAAAUUAGGUUUUGGGUUUUGCGUCAUUUGUUGGGAUUAGGGGUUUAAAUGGGAUUGUUUGAUGCAUUUUGGGGAAUAUUAGAGCUACCCACAUCAAUUGAAGGUGGGUUAAUGAUAGAUAGUAUGGUGUUUAUUACUCCAAUUUGGACUGCUUUUCUUGUUGGUCUUGUAAUUGGAUGGAUAUGGAAACCAAAGUGGUUGGAAAGUUUGGACAAAAAUAAGUUUGAAUCUUUAAUGUCAAAAAUUGUGGACUUUUCUGCUCCAUCUUCUCCUUCAAAAGUGCUUCCUUCUAUUCAAAGCUUCACUCCAUUUACCAUGAAAUCGGCUGGUGAAGAAAUUAUCUCAGUUAAUGAGACUUUAUCCUUAAAACCCACUUUUGCUGAUUCCAGCUUCAGGUCAUCAAAGCAGCUAAAAGGGGAGGAGAAUCCUGUUGUAAAUAAUGAUGAUCUGGUGCAUCUUUUUAAGCUUGUUGAGGAGAAAGAUGGAGGUCCUUCUUGGAUACAAAUGAUGGACCGCUCUACCCCAACCAUGAACUAUAGAGCUUGGUGGCGAGACCCUGAGACUGGUCCUCCUCAGUAUCGUAGUAGUACAAUUUUUGAAGAUGCAAUACCUGAGAUGGUACGAGACUUCUUCUGGGAUGACGAAUUUCGACCAAAAUUUGAUCCUAUGCUCAUACAUUCUGAAACUCUUGAAAAGUCUCAUACCACCGGAACCAUGGUUGUGCAAUGGGUUCGAAAGUUUCCGUUCUUCUGCAGUGACCGAGAGUACAUUAUUGGCCGCAGGAUAUGGGAGUGUGAAAGAACAUUUUACUGUGUGACGAAGGGAAUACCUAAUUCUGUGCCACGAAAGGACAAGCCAAGACGUGUGGAUCUGUAUUAUUCAAGUUGGUGUAUUCGCCCAGUGGAAUCCAGGCGAACUGGAGAGAUGACAGCAGUAGAAGUGCUCCUUUUUCAUCAUGAAGACAUGGGUAUCCCAUGGGAAAUUGCGAAGCUUGGCGUGCGGCAAGGGAUGUGGGGAGCUGUUAAGAAAAUCGAUCCAGGUCUACGUGUUUAUCAGAAAGCAAGAGCAUCCGGCACACCCCUUUCACCCCACGCGGAAAUGGCCCAUAUCACCACAAAAGUGGACCCGCAAUAUCUGAGGUCUUUGUUGAAUGGCGAUGAUCAGUCAGUCACUGAAUCAACAACUCCCGAGGAGAAACAGCAAGGUGGGAUGAACGUUCCAAAGCUCCUCGUAUUUGGUGGGGCAGCUGCUCUUGCUCUUAGUCUCGACAAAGGGUUUCUAACAAAAGCAGUUGUCUUCGGAGUUGCACGAAGACUUGGAAGAAUAGGAGGCAGAUUUAACUAGAGGUGCUCUAAUGAGGUAGACUUGACAUUCCUAUAUCGUGUUGUAACCUUUGUGUCACCUGUACAGAAAAACGAUCCCAAACACCCUCCGACCCCAUCACAAAACCCGAAAAGAAAAAAACACUUAGAAGUCAGAAACAAACGAGUUUUGCAUUUGUACGACGUAGCGUGAAGCUACAAAGAGCAGAACAUCAAGUUGUAUAUUUCCAGGGAUUCGUUCUUUUGUCUUUAAUGUUAUCGCUGCUAGCUGAGUAGCCAUUUCUUGA
Molecule: messenger RNA, 2263 nt
Organism: Amaranthus tricolor (Joseph's coat)
Lineage: Eukaryota; Viridiplantae; Streptophyta; Magnoliopsida; Caryophyllales; Amaranthaceae
Exons: 6
Coding region: 703-1998 (431 amino acids)
Molecular function (GO): lipid binding
Source: RefSeq, a predicted model, not a curated record